CCAUGUGGGAAUCCAACCAUCAGCCUUCGGCUUUAGGAGUACGGAGCUCCAACUGCCUGAGCUACUGGGUCGGCCCCCCUUUAGUUCUUAAGUGUUUCCUUUUCCAUCUCUUCUCUGCGGCCCCACCCCUACAUUGGACUGGCCACAUGUUUGUAUUUUAAUUCAAAAGAACUAAUGUUAAGAUUAUUUUGUUUCUUUUAAUCACGUUUUCUUUAUUUUCUUUCAUCUUUCCCUGAAUUAAUUUCAUGUGUCUGAUUUCUUGUUGAAUGUUUAGACGAUUUAUUUAAAUAUCUCUUGUGUUAAAAUUAGGAUGUUAAGGACACACAUUUCUCUUCACAUAGCCUUUGUUUCUCUUUCUACCUUAGUUUCUGGUUUUCCCGGAGGGAGUACUUUUUAUCAGGUAUUUCCAGUAUAACAAAAAUAGGGUCAGAGAAUGUUCUGCUAAAUGAUAUCAGCGUUUGGAAUUUGCUGACAGUUUCCUUGUUGCCUGGUUAGUAGAUGCAUUUCAUGUAUCUAAUACAAGUUUCGUGCUUCUAGUAGGCAUGAGGACCUCUGUCCUCCUGGAUGAGACAACUUAGCAGGCCAAGGACCUGGGGCAUCCUGCAUGGUCCAUGCAGUGGGGGCGGGAAGUCUGCCGGGAGGCCAGCUGUGCCCCUUGGGGAUGAGCCUGGCCCUGAAGCCAAGUCUCCUCCCUCAGCACCUGAGUGACUGGUUCCUGCCUGCUACCGGGGACGUCCAGGGAAGCACUCGAUGGCGGCUUGGCACCUGUCUGCCCCACCCCAGGGUGAGGUGACCUUUGAGGACGUGGCCGUGCUCCUCUCCCGGGAGGAGUGGGGCCGUCUGGGCCCUGCUGAGCGGGGCCUCUACAGGGACGUGAUGCUGGAGACCUACGGGCACCUGGUCUCUCUGGGAGCUGGACCUGCAGGUCCCAAGCCUGGAGUGAUCACACAGUUGGAACGAGGGGACGAACCGUGGGUCCUGGACAUGCAGGGUGCCGAGGAGACAGGGCGACUGAGAGUUGAUGGCUCAGCUUAUAGGACCUGGACUGAGUACAUGGAGUUUGCUUCAGGGGAGAUGCUGGAUGGGGCAGAACUGGACCAACUCAGGGGGGCUGAUCCCUGGACUCAAGAGCCAGGAGAAGCCUGUAAGCAUGUCGUGGAGCCAGAGGAGAGCCUGGACAAGCCCACGGAGAAGAGGGGCCCCAGGCCAAUCACAGUGACCAACAAGGAGAGCAGCCAUGAGUCUGGAGGAAGCCUCGGGUUGGGGUCAAGCCCUAUCUCUGAUCAGAGACCUCACCAAUGUGAUAUAUGUGAGCAAAGUUUUGAACAGAGAUCAUAUCUCAAUAACCAUAAGCGUGUACACAGGUCAAAAAAAACAAAUAUAGUUCAUGAUUCUGGGGAAAUCGUCAGUGCCAAUUUAGUUAUCAGAGAUCAGAAAAUUCUUGCUGGGAAAAAACUGCAUUAUUGUGGUUACUGUGGGAAAGGCUUCAGGUACAGUGCUAACCUGACCAAGCACCAGCGGCUUCACAGUGAGGAGAAGCCCUACAAGUGCAGUGAGUGUGGGAAAGCCUUCAGCCAGAGCUGCGAGUUUAUCAACCACCGUAGGGUGCACUCGGGCGAGAUUCCCUACCGCUGUGCUGAGUGUGGGAAGACAUUCAACCGGAGGCCCAACCUCAUGAAGCACCAGCGGAUCCACACCGGGGAGAAGCCCUACAAGUGUGGUGAGUGUGGGAAACACUUCAGCGCCUACUCAUCCCUCAUUUAUCACCAGAGAAUCCACACAGGAGAGAAACCCUACAAAUGCAACGAGUGUGGGAAGGCGUUCAGUGACAGCUCAAUCCUUAUCCGACAUCGUCGCACUCACACUGGAGAGAAGCCAUUUGAGUGUAAGGAAUGUGGCAAAGGCUUUACCCAAAGUUCUAACCUUAUCCAACACCAAAGGAUUCACACUGGAGAGAAACCCUACAAAUGUAACGAAUGUGAGAAAGCCUUCAUCCAAAAAACUAAACUUGUCGAACAUCAGAGAAGCCACACUGGCGAGAAGCCCUACGAGUGCAAUGACUGCGGCAAAGUCUUCAGCCAGAGCACACACCUCCUCCAGCACUGGCGGGUCCACACUGGGGAGAAGCCCUACGUGUGUGGCGAGUGUGACAAGGCCUUUCACAACAGCUCCAGACUCAUCCAGCAUCAGCGAUCGCACCAUGGAGAGAAGCCAUACAAAUGCAGUGACUGCAAGAAGGCCUUUAGCCAGGGCGCUCACCUCGCCCAGCAUCGGCGGGUCCACACCGGGGAGAAGCCCUAUGCAUGCGGCCAGUGCGGCAAGGCCUUCCGGCACAGCUCCAAUGUGUUCCAGCACCAGCGGCUGCACCUCCGGGAAGGCGCCUGCACGUGACGGUAGAGGGCCCACCCCACCCGUGAAGUAUGGUCCACGCAGCAUAGUCACAGGUGAAAGGCAUUUCUGUCUAAUAAAAACACUCUUUUCUUAAACCAAGAGCAGGGAGUGCAUGAUCAUUUUAGAGGAACUGAGAGAGAGGAGCACAAAAAGGAGAGGCUCUGAUAGUCCCUCCCAUUUACAAGAGAGUUCACUGCUGCCGUUCAGUAUGUUUCCUUUCAGACAUGCUGAAGAGCUCUUCAACAGGAAAGCACUGUUAUGCUUAUUGCAGCACCCAGGAUUUCCAUCUUCACUUUUCCUCAAUACCAGAGAAGUCACACUGGAAAGAAUUCCACACAUUUACAUAAUUCUAAAUUUUGUAAAUUUAAAAGCAUAUCUUUCAUGCUUUUCUUGGUCACUCCAUAUGCCUUUUUUAUUGUGGUAAAGUACACCUAACAUAAAGUUUACCAUUUUAACCAUUUUGAAGUGUACAAUUGAAUGGCAUUAGUACAUUCACGAAGUUGUGUGACCAUCACCACCAUCUAUAAAGGGUUUAUUAUCCCAAACAAACGAUCCCCAUUCUCCCCUCUCCCAGCCGCUGGCAACCCCUGUUGUACUUUCUGUCUGUAUGAAUCCAACAAUGCUAGGGACCUCAAGUAAGUGCAGUUGCACAGUAUUUGCCCUUUGUGACUGGCUUAUCUCACUCAGCAUAAUAAAUGUCCUCAAGGUUCAUCCACACUGUAGCCAGUGUCAGAACACUAUUCUUUUUCAUGGCUGAGUAAUACUCCAUUGUUUGGAGGUAUCACAUGUGUUUAUCCAUCAUUGUUGAUUGACACUUCGUUGUUUUCACUUUGUGACUAUUGUGGAUAAGGUGCUGUGAACACAGAUGUACAAGUAUCUGUUUGAAUCCCUACUCACAAUACUUUUGGGUAUAAUCUUAGAAGUGAAAUUGCUGGAUUAUAUGGUAAUUCUAUGUUAACUUGUUGAGAAACAGCCAAACUUUUCUGCAGCAGCUGCUUCACUAUUACAUCCACUAGCAGUGCAUGAGGACUCCAAUUUCUCGACAUCCUUGCUAACACUUUUUAUUUUUUAUUUUGGUAAUAGCCGUCCUAACGGGUGUGAGGUGGUAUCACAUUGUGGUUUUGAUUUGCAUUUAUCUGAUGACUAACGAUGCUGAGUACCUUUUCAGGUGCUUAUUGUCCGUCCAUAUCAUAUAUUUUCUGUGGUGAAAUUCUAUUCAGGUCCUUUGCCCGUUUUGGAAUUGGGUUAUUUUGUGUUUUGUUGUUGAGGUGUAGGAGUUCUGUAUAUUUGCAUAGUAAUUUUUAGAGGUAUGAUUUGCAAAUAUUUUCUCUCUUUCUGUGAGUUAUCUGUUUACUGUCUUGAUAAGUGUCCUUUGAUGGACAAAAGGUUUUUAAUUCUAUGAACUUCAAUUUAUCUAUGUUUUCUUUGGUUCCUGUGCUCUGGGUACCAUACCCAAGGAAUCAUUGCUAAAUCUGAGAUUCUUUUCUUCUAAGAGUUUUAUAGUUUUACGUCUUAGUUUAAGGACUUAAUCCAUUUUGAGCUAACUUUUUUCUGUAGUAUAAGGUCGGGUCUAACUUCAUUAUUUUUCAUGUUGAAAUGUUCAUUUCUCUUCAUGCUUAUUUUCAAGUUCAUUGACCCUUCUGCCUGCUCAGAUCCAUUGUUGAACCACUCUAGUGAGUUUUUUAUUUCAGUUAUUGUACUUUUCAGCUCCAGAAUUUCUGUUUGUUUCAUUUUUAUAAGUUCUGUCUCUUUGUUGUCAUUGUUCAUAACAGUAUUUUCUUGUUUUCCUUUAGGUUUUUGUCUAUAGUUUCCUUUAGAUCAUUGAACAUAUUUAAGACCAUUGAUUUUAACACCCUUGAUGAAUAAUUCCAUUCUCUGGGCAUCCUCACGGAUGGUUUCUGUCAAAUUCCUUUUUUUCCCUGUGAAUGGGAUGCAUUUUCCUGUUUCUUUGUGUAGUUUGUGUUUGAUUGUUGCUGAGCGGACAUUUUGAGUAUUUUGUAUGGUGACUCUAGAAUAUUAAGCUUCCUACCCCUCAAAGCUGAAUCUUGCUUGUUGAGUGCUGGCACCAUCUAUCUGUCACUUUUCCCAACUUUUUUGCAAAGUGUGUAUUCUUCAGUGCCUGUGGUCCCUGAAGUUUCUGUUCCAUUAUCUGUCAGGUCAUCCAGUGACUUGAAAAAGAUUUCCUUAAAUGUCUGGCUCCAGAAAGGGGAAGAAACAAGGAUGUUCUAUUUAAUUUCCCCAGGAAACUGCUUCAGCAGUUAAAACAAUGGCCACAACCUUGUGCCAGUGAUCCAAAGUGGCAACCAACCAUCAAAACCCACGACGCUGACGUGGGAGAUAAGGCCCUCUUUACCCUCCCUGGCUCCAGCAAGCUGCACCAUGAAUGCAGGCUAUUGUCCCCUCUGUUGCACGCCACAGGGCUAGGGGCUGGUCAUGGUAGGUGGUACGCUAAACGCUGGAAGUUCACUGAACUGGCUGAAGUUUAAUGCCCCCUCUUCAAUCUCUCUCCUGCCUGCAAGUGGUUGACAGACUCAAGUAGUUUCAAAACAGCUACUUCAGACCACUCCUGCGGCUCCGUGGUUGUGUAGGUGGAGGGCGGAUUCCUGAGGCUUCCUACUCUCCUGUCUUCCAUGAUUCCCGUGAUUGCUUUCACGAUAGCAGCAAAAUUUCUAUUUCAUUGACAUAUUUCAUUUAUACAACUUAUCAUUUGGACAUAUUCCACAGUGACUGAUUUCAAGUUUUUUAGUCUUUUGAAUCAUAUGUUUAGGAUACAUUCCUAGGAACAACAUGUAAUUUUUAAAGGACAUUGAUGUAUAUAUGCAAAUGCUUUCCAGAGUUGUUGUAUCCAAUAUGUAAUGUCACCAGCACUGAAUCACUGGAACACCACUGUCCUGCUUUGCAGGAUGCAUCCUGAUCUCCACACAGCCUCCCUGCACUGGACACUGAAAUUGUAACCUCCACUUGCUAAUUAGAUAGGCAUGACUGCCUGCUGCUGCGUUUGCCCGAUCACGCAGGAAUCCUUCAUGGCUUUGUGGUGGCUUCAGUGGGAACCAUCUCUCCUUUACAGCCUUUGCCUCAUCACUGCUUACGGCCCAGGUGGUCUUCCACUGGUUGUUAAGGACCCCUACUCUGCAGUCUCUUCAUCCCCUCAGCCAGCAUGUCCCUGCGCCAGUGGCACCCCAAGGGAGCAAUAAAGCCCUGGGUGGGAGGGCUGGAGAGGCAGGUAGGGGUGGUGGAUAAGAAGCAUCUUUUACAGAAUAGUGUACCUGGAAGGAGGAUAUGCUGUUGUCAUUGUGCAAAACUAGAGAAAUGUUUUAACGUUUUCUUGGCUGUUUUGUUUUUGGCUCAAGAGGGCUCAUAACAUGAAUUGGUGACACACUUUCACAAGAGUCAAGUGUCAAGACCGUGUAUGUGUGUGUGUGUGUGUGUGGGUGCAGCAUGGACAAAGGGACCACUGGUUCUAGAUGUUUCCACUGAGCCUUCUUGGGUAGUCACUCCUGGGAGUCUGGUGGGCUAACUCCUUGCAGCUGUCCUAUGGUUUCCUCAACUCACAAGAUGAAAAACAGUGGUCAGCCUGCUAAUGAAAGGGCCUUUGGAGGUCGUCUAAGACCGUGUGCUGUUUGUUAAUCAGUAAUUGUGAAGAGCUCUGGGCAGCCAGCUAUGAGUCAGAUCGUCCACUGUGGGUUCAGAGGGCCCGACAGCUGAGGCCCUUGGCUAUCUCGAGUCAGCAUUCCGGGUAAAAUAGGUAACAGCACCCACCCGAUGGACAUGGAGAGGCCAGUGGGGUCAUGCUCACAGUGUGCUGUCCCUGGGCACAUUCCGAGGGCACAGACCCGAGCAGGACAUCAGAUCUGAGUCACUGGAAGCUGGAUCUGGCUGCUCCCGCCCGUCCUCAGGAGCUGGGCUAGUCCAAGUGUCUCUCCGGGCUGGUGGCCUCUAGGCUCUCUGGUCCCUGCUGGAGGUGGCUGUGGCCUCCACGCCCGGCCCGGCCCAACCUGUCCCAGUUUCCUGCAUGCAUCCUGUACUGUUUACCUGCAGCUGUGGGCCAUGCCUGAUUGUCUACACCAACCGUAUGAUUUAGGCCAGGGGCUUUGGGUCAGGAGGCAUCAGCUCGGCCUCUGGAGGGGCUGGAGACUGAUGCCAGUCAUGCAGGUGGUCAGCUCUGUUGACGUCACCAAGCCAAUAAAAACUCUGGGUGCCAAGACUCAGAUGAGCUUCUCUUAUUGGGACUGCCCUGUGCACAGCAUCACACAUCAGUGCCAGGAAAGAACUGCUGUCCGUGACUUCCAGGGGAGGACAACAGAAGCUCCACAUUUGGUAGUCUUCCUGGGUUGUGCCCCAUGCAACCCCUGGCAGGGUGACAUCCCUAUAACACACAGCAUGUGUUCAUCAGCCUGCAAGGUGAGUUCUGAGUCCUUGUAGCCAAUUAUUGAACUUGAGGAUCAUCUUGGUGACCUCUAAACUUGUGAUUGCUGUUAGAAGUGAGUGCAAGUCUUGGGGACAGCUGAACUCCAUUCCACCUCAUCUGCACUUUUCCGCUCAGGAACUUUUAUGCAGAAAUCAAGUGUUUCCCAAACAUACCCAGGUGGGCCGUAGCAGAGACCACAGUGUGGCUCGAACUGCCACCCACGUUGGCCCUCUACCCCAGGGCAGAGCCAGCGCCUGCCAAAGACCCUCCUGAGCCUCCACCCACUAGGCCCUGUAUAUGGAGCGGCCUGAGCUGCCCCUGCCUCCCUGAGGGCUGCCUUGCACUGCCUUGCAUCUGCCAUACCGAGUCCUGGAGUGCCAUCAUGUUCCUCCUGAGGUGGGUCCCGUCCCCACACCUGGAGUGGACUGCGUUAACAGCGUUAGCCAUGCAUAAAAACAGCCUGUCCCCACACCAUCACAGCUCUGUGAGUUCCAGAAUAUCCUUCCCUAACUGACCAGGAGGGCUGGCAUGUCCUCGUUUGUUUGGAACGGGCACACCUGAGCCUUUUCCAGGCUCUCCA
This is a messenger RNA of Rhinolophus ferrumequinum (greater horseshoe bat), 7379 nucleotides long. It is a transcript of the gene ZNF34, whose product is annotated as zinc finger protein 34. Gene Ontology annotation, biological process: regulation of DNA-templated transcription. Lineage: Eukaryota; Metazoa; Chordata; Mammalia; Chiroptera; Rhinolophidae. The record is from RefSeq and is a predicted model, not a curated record. The transcript has 6 exons. The coding region runs from base 751 to 2391 and encodes 546 amino acids.